CACAAAUAACGUGUCGUUUUCAAUGUAAACAAACAAAUUGAAUGCCAUUUCCUCCUCUUCUGGUCUCGCAUUCACUCAUUCAUUGAUUGUCUUCUUCGCCACCAAACACUAGUGUCUCAAACCGUGUCCAGCGAUGGGAGCCGUGUCUUCGUGUUGUCUGCCAAACAAGUCGGACGACGAGAUCAACGAAAGGACACACAUUCUCGACAAUCCGAUCGCUUCGCCCGAAGGUCUCAAUGACUCGCAUUACAACCUCUCGCCGUCAGUCAUGUCUCCCUCUUAUGGGGCACUCAAUGGUCGCACAGAACAGAACCAACUGAACAACACUUUGCAUAAACUGGUCGCCAAAGUGAUAGACGUCUCGUCCAUCGACAACAACAUAGAACAGAGCGAUUGGAACGAAAGACAGCGGACUUAUGGCCAGAGAUUGGCACAAAUCAAGAGACCGCUCGUCCUUAAGUCCAAAUACCUGUCUUCACACCAAACGCACGUUCCGUUAAUCAAUCGCAACCUUCAGUUGGACCCCAUCUCCGAAGACGACCUCAAUCUCAUCAACUAUUUCAGCGAAAGGGCGAGUCUUUCGGUUCACAACGGAUUCAAAAUCCAUUGCGAGGAGUCGUUUGUCGUCCAAUUCGACCCUUAGUUCUCCUUCCCCUCAAAACUAAUUGUAUUUCUCUGUAAUUAUUGUCAAAAGAUUUUUCUAUUUUACUAAUCAUUCAAAGAGUGUUUUAAAACUAAAUUAUUGUCCUUUUAAUGAAUGCAAUGAAAGUUAUGAUUCAUUAA
Molecule: messenger RNA, 783 nt
Organism: Oppiella nova
Lineage: Eukaryota; Metazoa; Arthropoda; Arachnida; Sarcoptiformes; Oppiidae
Source: the annotation of a GenBank genome assembly